GCUGGGUAAGCUGCGCGAUCGAUAACUUAUAUUGGAAGAUAUUCGGAGUUUGUGAGGUCAGAGACAUUGAUGGGCCGUAAGGUUCAGCACUAAAAUACUUACAGUAUCUUUGAAAAGUGAUAAAAUGGAUACGGCUGGAGCUUACGGUGGUGGAAAGGCUGGAGGAGCGUUUGAUCCUCAAGCUUUUAUCCAGCGGCCUCCUGUGAUAGUCCGAGCAGUUUGUUGGCUCUUCAGCGUCAUUGUAAUGGGUUGCAUAUCGGCAAAGGGCUGGUAUGUAAGCAAGGCUGACGGCUACGAGUACUGCGUUUACAACGACGAUACGAACGCCUGUAACUACGGCGUCGGUAUAUCGGUUAUAGCUUUCGUAGCCUCAAUCGCCUUCAUCGCCGGGGAGUAUCUCUUCGAGCAGAUGUCGUCUGUGAAGACUAGGAAGCAUUACGUUUUAGCCGAUAUGGGAUUCUCAGCAUUCUGGGCGUUCCUGUACUUCGUCGGCUUCUGCUAUCUGUCUAACGCUUGGGGCAAGACCGAGACCCCACCGGUGGGCACCGCUAACAACAUGCAAGGCGCCAUCGCCUUUUGUUUCUUCUCUAUAUUUGCUUGGGUUGCGUGCGCGUUCUUCGCAUUCCAGCGGUUCCGCAUGGGCGCGGACGCGGCUUUCGCGCCGGCCUACGAGGUGGAGGGCGCGGGCAGCCCCGGCGCCUUCCCCGCCUACCCCGGCGCGCCCGACCCGCAGCCCGCCUACAGCGACCCGCCCUUCUCGCAGCCCCACACCGGCAAUGUGGACUACACCGCUCCCACUUAUUAAGCUGGCUCUCUGGUGAGACGAAUUCAGCUUCUAUGAUUAUGUUAUCGAAGCAAGUAAGUUAUAAUUAAUACAUUUUUAUGUCAACGUAACGUACUUGUGGAAUACUUAUUUGUCAAUGAUAACCACCACGAAUAAAGUUAUACCAUAGAUCUACCAACUAGGAACUUUAAUUAUUAUAAAAUAGUAUUCAAAAGAAUAACGAAAUAUUUUUGUUUAAUAUCUAGUCAAUAUUAUCUUUGAUAAGACGAUGGUUGGGGAGCUGGCGAGCAUUUCGGUAUAUGAUUACCUCGUGUUUCAUAUCUAUUGCGUAUAGAUCAAUGCAAAUGCAAACGCUUUGGUCCUACGUGUGAGGACAAACAAACCUUAGAUUUACGUAGUGCAUGAAAUUUUCUAGUACUCGUUUGUUUGGGUUUUGUCCUCUAGUGGUUGGAAUAACACAAUACAAAUUCGAAUCGCUUUCAAUUAACAAUAAAGCUCCAUCGUGACAUUCAAAUAUCACUAAUAAUAAUGUCAGCAACAUUACAAUGAUAAAAUCAUAUAGGAAUUUUCCUCACCGGCUCCCCUAUAAUAAGGUACGUAAUAUAAUCUCAAAUAAUUAAAAGUUUUUGCCAAAAAUUUACUACAUUACUUUUAUCUCUCAACUCUUCGACUAUAUAUUUGAUGCAGAUGUUCGAAUGAUUGGAAAAAUAAACAUGUGUUAAUUAUAGCUUUAAAUAUUGUUGUCCGUUUCGUUACUUAUAAUUUAAGACUUAUUACUUUGUCUCGUGA
Vanessa atalanta (red admiral) is the source of this 1573-nucleotide messenger RNA. It is a transcript of the gene Syngr, whose product is annotated as synaptogyrin. The record is from RefSeq and is a predicted model, not a curated record. Lineage: Eukaryota; Metazoa; Arthropoda; Insecta; Lepidoptera; Nymphalidae. Gene Ontology annotation, cellular component: neuromuscular junction; synaptic vesicle membrane. The transcript is spliced from 5 exons. The coding region runs from base 125 to 805 and encodes 226 amino acids.